Exophiala viscosa is the source of this 1022-nucleotide messenger RNA. RefSeq lists its product as uncharacterized. Lineage: Eukaryota; Fungi; Ascomycota; Eurotiomycetes; Chaetothyriales; Herpotrichiellaceae. The transcript is spliced from 2 exons. Bases 271 to 672 code for a protein of 133 amino acids. Gene Ontology annotation, biological process: protein folding in endoplasmic reticulum; autophagosome assembly. Gene Ontology annotation, cellular component: membrane; endoplasmic reticulum; EMC complex. The record is from RefSeq and is a predicted model, not a curated record.
AGCCACUGAUGAUGAUUCUGGGAAAUGUCUUUCCAAUAUAGCGUGUUUGUCCGAGAUCAUAAGCUCUCCAUCAUGACCGUAACUGUGGAAUCGAAUCAAAAGCACAUUCUACUUUCAAUGUCUUCCCCGCGAUUUGUUCCUGCAGUGAGUGGAGCCGCGAGUCUCGGGUUGCCAAGUCCCAGCGCAAGUUCGUAGCAACUCCAAUUCCAAGUCGACUGCAGUCUGUAGAGAUACCUCGAUACAGCACGUUUGAUUGCGACAGACGAAGCCAUGGCACCCUCACCACAAGAACUGUCCCUCCUUCUGGACCCUUUGGUUCCUGAAUCCCUCACGCACAACACAAGAACGCUCUCCAACAUCCGCUCAAUAUCAGGUCUCCUCCUAGGUAUUGCCGCAGGCAUAUUAGGUCUCGAAUCAUUAUACGGCUUCGGCUUCUACCUCGCCUCGAAUUUGCUACUAUCAGGCCUGUUUUAUUUCUUGCUCGCGGGCGCAAAUCCGCAGAAGUACUUUGCUGGGUCGGCCGGGACGAGAGGCCUCAAUAACGAGGAAGGAAAGGGCCGGAGUCAGGGUGCAGGCGCGUGGAGGGAGAUAUGGCUUGGUGGCGGGCUGUUUUCGGAGGCGUUGAGUGGGUUUGUCCUGGGGUGGGCGGGGGUGGGUGGUGUUAUACGAUGAUGCGGCGAGCGGAGUGAGCUGAGUGAGAAGCCGGUUGGGCAUUUGAGAGAAAGAGAAAGAGGACGGAGCUUGAGCAAGCUUUGGCGGAGACAAUGAGAACAGUGCCAUGCGGAGCUGGGUCUCCAAUACUGCUGACUGCGUGCAUAUGGUCGUUUCAAUGCCAAUGCUGGAGUAAGGCAUCGGAAGUCACAUGCCGUAGAGGCUCACGUCAAAGAAAGGAGAUACUGUGAGCAUUUCGUCAAUGCAAUGGAACGCUCUGUAACGCCAUUCCGAUACGCAGUCAUGGACGAGCACGCCUGAGCACGCCAAAAUAUUUGCCAUGUCAUGUCUGGCUGGAAGGAAAGGGUGAA